UCAGACAGCGGCGGAUGUUAGGGGUUGUUUAUUUUUUUGGCUCAGUGAAAAGUGUUGCUAUCCAAACUGGCAUCCCAGGAAGGUACGAGUGGCGCCCAGCGCGCACUCCAACCUAAGCCUUCUACACGAAGCCAGGAGACUCUCACUGUCUCAGAAGAGUUUUCGUCUUUCAGUGAUCAAAUAUAAAAUCCGUAAUGUCCGGUUUAAAACACCGAUAUACCUUCAACUAAUGAAAACUUUGGAGCGCGUCCAAGAACAGACGUCUGCCGCGACGCCUCCUAGUACCAGCAGUCACAAAAACGGCGUCGUUCACAAUCCGCGUCGCCCAUUCAUGUUUUAGUUGUGGGGAUACGCGAAGAGUGCUUUGUGGUACUCCCGAAGUCGGCGGGAGUUGUGCGCGAAAAACUUUCAGCUGAAAAAGUUGUGACUGUGGCCGCAUUGGGUGCUUACAGACUGCCAGGUGUUACCCAGUACCCAGCGUGGCGGAGGGACUAUCUAAAAAAAGUGUCAGUGGUAAUGGUGCACGAUGCCUAGUGGAGGAGGUGCGGCGCCAUCUCCGAGGGAAAAUGUUUCGAGGCAGGCCCAGGGUGCGCGUCGGCAGACCCGUCAACUUCACGGACUGGCAGAAGCAGGGAGAGAUGCUCUCCAAAUGGAAUAAUGAGCUGUGUAGUGGAGAAUCGCUUCCCGAGGUAGAGAUCAUCAGCCUCCUGGAGGAGCAGAUACCUAGGUAUAAGCUUAGGGCGGACACCUUGACCAAGUUUGGGGGUUACGAUAAUCAGGAUUGGUUCAUCCCAUCUCCCGCCCUGGAAAUAGACGAGGCCGAUUUGAAGUUGUCACCGGAUCAGAUCCGAGAGACAUUGAACUAUUUCCGCAGUGGAUAA
Messenger RNA from Anoplophora glabripennis (Asian longhorned beetle), 881 nucleotides. Its product is annotated as trafficking kinesin-binding protein 1-like. The transcript has 7 exons. The record is from RefSeq and is a predicted model, not a curated record. The coding region runs from base 567 to 881 and encodes 104 amino acids. Lineage: Eukaryota; Metazoa; Arthropoda; Insecta; Coleoptera; Cerambycidae.